Molecule: messenger RNA, 505 nt
Organism: Diuraphis noxia (Russian wheat aphid)
Lineage: Eukaryota; Metazoa; Arthropoda; Insecta; Hemiptera; Aphididae
Product: glycogen synthase kinase 3 beta homolog shaggy
Biological process (GO): cell differentiation; negative regulation of canonical Wnt signaling pathway; signal transduction
Cellular component (GO): cytoplasm; cytosol; axon
Molecular function (GO): protein serine/threonine kinase activity; ATP binding
Source: RefSeq, a predicted model, not a curated record
GCUCUAACAUGUCUCUUGAAUUGUUACAUUUAAUUUAUGCCGUUGUUCUUCUAAUAUUUUAACUAUAAUGAAGUGUGUGUUUGAAGCAUAUAUUCUAUGUGUUAACCUAAAGGCGUCAUUUGUAAAGGUUUUCCGUAUGCGGACACCAGCAGAAGCUGUAGAAUUGGUGUCAGUGUUACUUGAAUACACUCCAUCACUUAGGGUGUCUCCGUUACAAGCUUGUGCUCAUGCAUUUUUCGAUGAGCUAAGAGAUCCGCUCCAUAGAUUACCAAAUGGACGAUCAUUACCUCCACUAUUCAAUUUUACACAAUUAGAAUUGAGUGCAGCUGGGCCUUUGAAAUCUGCUUUGAUACCCAAGCAUUUAAAAGAUUCUUUAGGAAGCGGAAAUGAAGCAUCUGCAGCUAGUGGUGGUCCAUCUACUCCAGAGAAUAUUAAUCCAGACAGUCCAAAUCACCCUUCUUCAUCGACUACUUCCAGGCAACCUUCAAAUGAAAUAGUGUAAAAG